AUGCAGAACGUACUAGAGGCAGAUCUGCCUGGUGCAGCGGAUGCAUUAACCAGUUUCUUGCGCCGUUGGCAUUGCUCUGGAGCAACAUUUAUUAAGGUGGAGCAAGCGCCCGGCUUUCGACUGGUGAGUGAGCUCGCUUUCUGGGGCUUCCCACCAUUGAGCAUUGCUUUGGUUGAUCUUCGCCGAUAUCCACUAGUUUCUCUUUCUGUUCAUGCCUGCCCGUAUUGUGAGCAGCGGAGCCUUGUUGCGCUGAUUGCUGCGCCCCCCCAUCAUUGCGCUGCUCCUCCCCCGCUUGUGCAUUUGCUGCGCUGCCUUCCGCCUGCCCCCCCCUCCCGGGUCCGGGCCAGUCGCGCCGCCAUGCCUCUGGCGCAGCGCAGCGACGAUCCCAGCGAGAGCCGCUACUGUGGUGUGGAGGCGGCCUACAGCGCAGAUGUGGCCCACACGCUGCACUCCAGCCUCGAUGCCGGUUUUGACUUUGUCGUCGCCCCACUGGUGGACCCGCUGUACCGCCCCAGUGCGGUGGAGCGCAGCCCCGAUGGCAGUGCGCCCCGCAUCCCCUUCGCCGGCAGCGACCUCGACCUGGCGCCCAGCCAGUGGAGCAGCCACGUCGUAGGCAAGGUGGCGCCGUGGUUGGACCUGGACGGGGGGGACCCCGGCGUGGCGCGCGACAGCGAGACGGCCCUCAAGCAGCAGCUCAGCUGGGCCACGCACCUCUCCCUCCAGGCCGUGCUGCUGCCCCCCCCGCUCCCGCUGCGCUGUGGCAACUACGCGCGGUGCGUGAACCAGGUGCUGCGCGGCAGUGCCACCUCCGCCACGCAGCUCUGGCUGCGCAUCCCCGCGCUGGCGCCCGACCUGGAGGCGGCAGAGGGCACGCGCCACGAGGACGCCGCGGCGCAGCAGCGUGAGGCGGUGUCGGGGAGGCGGGUGAAUGAUUCGUGGGAGUGGUGGGACCACUUCCGCACGCUGUGCGAGCACCACAAUCAGCUCUCGGUGGCGCUUGACUGUGGGUCGUCUUUGCCGUCGGCGUCUGCCCUGGAGCGGUGGAAGGGCGAGCCGAUGCGCGCGGUGCUGCUGAGCAGUGGCGCGUUCCUGAGCAACAAGCGCGGCUUCCCGUGCCUGUCCAAGCGGCACCAGCAGUUCCUGGCCACCUGCUUCCGCCACAACAUCCAGGUCGUGCUCACCGACCCCGACCCGAGCGCCUCUGCGCCCGCCGGCGCACCGCUGGACGUAGAAGGCGAUACAGCACCAGUGGGGCCACCCAGUACGGCAGAGGACGGGAGCAACGGCCAUGUCACCAUUCCCACGCGCCAUCCGCUGCGGCUUCACUUGGAGUACAUUGCCCACCUGUACCAGAAGAUCCCCCCGCCAUCGGAACAGGACCGCUUCGAGGCUGGGUACCGCGACUUCCUGCAGGCCCCGUUGCAGCCGCUGAUGGACAAUCUGGAGGCGCAGACGUACGAAACAUUCGAGAAGGACGCUAAAAAGUAUUCCCAGUACCAAUUGGCGGUUGCGGGCGCACUGCGGGACCGGGUGCCGGAGGAGCACGCCGCAGCCACCACCACGGUUGUGAUGGUGGUCGGCGCUGGCCGCGGCCCGCUCGUGCGCGCAUCGCUGGCCGCAGCCCACGAGACGCAGCGGCGGGUGCGCGUGUAUGCUGUCGAGAAGAACCCCAACGCCGUCGUCACCCUACACCACCUGGUGGCCCUCGAGGGCUGGCAGGACUCGGUGACCAUUGUGUCGUGUGACAUGCGCGCCUGGGACGCCCCCGAGCAGGCGGACAUCCUGGUGAGCGAGCUGCUGGGCUCGUUCGGCGACAAUGAGCUGUCCCCCGAGUGCCUCGACGGCGCGCAGCGCUUCCUCAAGCCGGACGGCAUCUCCAUCCCCGCAGAGUACACGAGCUACCUGGCGCCCAUCACUGCGGCCAAGCUGCACGCGGACGUGCGCGCGUACAACGACCUGGAGCACUUCGAGACGGCCUACGUCGUCAAGCUGCACUCCGUCGCCACGCUCUCCCCGCCCCAGCCGGUGUUCACUUUCGCCCAUCCGAAUCGUGCUGCCGUCAUCGACAACCGGCGGUACACCAAGCUCGUCUUCUCUACUGACGAGGACGCCGGGUCUGCCACUCUGCACGGGUUCGCGGGCUACUUCGACGCGGUGCUGUACAAGGACGUGCACCUCGGCAUCGAGCCCGCCACCGCCACCCCCGGCAUGUUCUCCUGGUUCGCCAUCUUCUUCCCGCUGCGCAGCCCGCUGUACCUGCCGGCCGGGGCCGACCUGGAGGUGCACUUCUGGCGCUGCGUGGGGCCCACCAAGGUGUGGUACGAGUGGGGAGUCACCGCUCCAACAGUGUCCUCCAUCCACAACCCGAAUGGGCGCUCCUACUGGGUGGGGCUAUGACACAGGGAACGCCUCAGCCUUCCGUGAUCAGACUGGACGUAUUUCGGAGGACCGAAUGACUCAUAACUGUGCUAGGUAGGUUGGCAUUUACAUCAAGCACAAGCAAUAAUGCCGCUGCGCUUAAAAAGGGAGACUACAUGAGUCCGGAGCGGCACAAAAGCAGCAGUGAUGAAUUAUGCAAGGUGCAAGGUGCAUCACAAAUGUUAUACCAAUCAAUUGAAUAAAUGCAUCUGGUGAUUUAGCCCGGGCUUGUGUGCGGCCUGUGUG
Messenger RNA from Klebsormidium nitens, 2664 nucleotides. The record is from the annotation of a GenBank genome assembly. Lineage: Eukaryota; Viridiplantae; Streptophyta; Klebsormidiophyceae; Klebsormidiales; Klebsormidiaceae.